Molecule: messenger RNA, 258 nt
Organism: Ostreococcus lucimarinus CCE9901
Lineage: Eukaryota; Viridiplantae; Chlorophyta; Mamiellophyceae; Mamiellales; Bathycoccaceae
Exons: 1
Cellular component (GO): mitochondrial large ribosomal subunit
Molecular function (GO): structural constituent of ribosome
Source: RefSeq, a predicted model, not a curated record
ACGAAAGUCGUAGGGUUGAAUUACUUGAAAACGGGAAGUGAUCCGGAACUCGGGAGCGAUGAUGCGUAUCCGGCGUGGUUGUGGACGCUGUCGGAGGCGAAGGAAAGUUUGGGAGGGUACGAGCGGAGGAUCGCGGCGUUGAAGGCGGAGGGCUUGGAUUGGCGCGCAGAGUUUUCGGAGGAGGACGCGAAACGGUAUCGGAAACUCGAACGGACGCAUCGGAUCAGGGAAAAUAACGCGUCGCGCGCGAAGAAAUAG